AUGCGGAGCACCUCAGCCACGUCACUCACUGCUGCCCUCAUCCGAGCAUCUCCAGCCCUUUGGACCCAGCCAAUCACCAGCAGAGUUUACAAUGGAGUUGACAUCAACGAAACAACCAACCUGGGCGUCAAGUACAUUGACCGUGCUGCUCGCGAGGGUGCCAAUCUAGUCGCAUUCCCGGAGCUGUGGUUUCCGGGCUACCCUCGAGGCAAUGAUGCUGCCUGGAUUGAGAAAUGGGUCGAUAACUAUAUCGAGAAUUCUAUCAGGCAGGGGGAUCGGAACUGGAAGAAGUUGGUUGCUGCUGCGAAACGGAACUCCGUCUAUGUCGCUUUAGGCUUCUCUGAGCGCGUUGAUGCGGAUGAUGCUAUAUACAUGGCUCAAGCCCUGAUCGAUCCCCGCGGUAAGGUCCUUAUUCAUCGACACAAGCUCCGACCUUCGGGCGGAGAGCGCAGCAUAUGGAGCGAUGGAAAGGUGGAUGGAUUGAAGGUAGUCAAUACUCCAUACGGAAGAAUGGGAUUGCUCGAGUGUUGGGAGCAUUUCCACCCCGCCAUGACAUUCCCUAUGCAGGCGCAAGCUGAGGCUAUUCACAUUGCUUCUUGGCCAUAUACCCCCGAUCCAAAGGACAUCAGCGCUCAGUAUUGGGAGUCGGCGGAAGUCAACAUGGCUGCCGCUUCCCUGUACGCUGUCAAUAGCGGCGCAUACACGCUUGUUGCUACUGUUGGCCGAGCUGCAGCAUUCGGACCAGAUGGCCUCGAGUUCACCUCAAUUCCCGCAUAUGUCCCGAGCGAAACUAGCCCGUUUUUGAUGCUGUCUAUCAACACAACGGGGUUCUCUUCCCGCCCUGCGUAUAACAUCGACGGCGAGCAGUCUUGGGGUAUACUCAAGGAAAUCGAGCAGGGAUGGCCCGAGGGCGUGCCGAAGAAGAAUGGAACCUUCCGAAACCACAUAACUAACCCUAUCUCCAAGCUCACAAACUAG
This is a messenger RNA of Ilyonectria robusta, 978 nucleotides long. Its product is annotated as aliphatic nitrilase-like protein. The record is from RefSeq and is a predicted model, not a curated record. Lineage: Eukaryota; Fungi; Ascomycota; Sordariomycetes; Hypocreales; Nectriaceae. The transcript is spliced from 3 exons. Gene Ontology annotation, molecular function: catalytic activity. The coding region runs from base 1 to 978 and encodes 325 amino acids.